Messenger RNA from Fomitopsis serialis, 672 nucleotides. RefSeq lists its product as uncharacterized. The record is from RefSeq and is a predicted model, not a curated record. The coding region runs from base 1 to 672 and encodes 223 amino acids. The transcript has 3 exons. NCBI's taxonomy places the organism in Eukaryota, Fungi, Basidiomycota, Agaricomycetes, Polyporales, Fomitopsidaceae.
AUGACCGAAUUCAAAGGAUCCGGCAAAGUGGCUGAUUGCAGCCUAUCAGGCUUCGUGCCCUCGAUUCCGUCAAACCAGACCCAGCUCACGAUCCCAAGCAAUUUGGACCCGGAGUUCAUCGGCCUUGCGUUUGGUGUACAAAACUACACCUGCGCGUCUAGCAACAACUUCACGAAUGUAGGCGCGAUAGCUGAGCUCAUCGACAUUUCCUGCUUCGUGGAGGUACCCUUGUUCGACACGAUCCAAAACCAGCUCUUCACCGCCUGGGACCAACUCUCGCAGUCAAUGUCCAUCCAGCAAGUGCUCGACUUUGUACACUCUCUCAACCCACCCGCGAAUCUCGCGCAGCACUACUUCGUACCCAACCCUGUCACGGGCCAGGGCAUCUCCCCGAAGUGGGACUUCACGUCGAAUGGCAAGUUCGAGGGCAACCCCGAUGCGUUCAUCGUCGGAAAGGGGAACGGCACGCUCCCGAGCCCCGACGACUCGAAGAAAGACGUCACGUGGCUGGAGGUCCUGAAUGCGGAGGGCAAGGUUGCGGCUGAACUUUUCCGGUUCGACACGGUCGGCGGCCAGCCUCCGUCGUCUUGCACAUACGGCAAGGACUCGGACAUAGCUGUGACUUACGCGGCGAAGUACAGUGAGUAUUCAAUAUUCAAUGCUCACCGUUGA